CCAGUCCAGGAAGUGAACAUUUAUAGGAGUUAGCGGGAUAACGAAGCUGUUUACCUGUCAAUAUUAUAAUAUUCCCCACGCCCAUACAGAGGGGAUAGACGGCGUAUCCUUUAAUCAAGCUUUCCAACUGUCCGGAGCCACCGCAUCACAAGGUAAGCACGGACGAGCGGUCCAAGCGGUAACGCUAGGCAAAUUAUGGCUAGCAAUGCUAGCAGCACCAACAGCGGUAAAUCAGAUGUCAUUGUUAAGAAUUACGCGGAACUAGAUUUAUUUCCUUGAUAAACGCAAUGCAAUGUGGCAUUAAACCAGUGCAUGUCAUUGUUUCUUCUUGGCAUAAUGUCGUCAAUUAAGAAGCUGCCACCUUCCAUUUAUAAAACUGCUUAUCAUCGUGAUGACGAUGCUGCUAAUUUGUUAUGGAUGGUCACGGCUAGUUGACUGACUAGCACAGUUGCCGCGUUCAGAACAACUGGGAACUCUGAAAUCUCCGUCUUCAUCGCCAUCAAGACAAGUGGGAACGCGGGGGAAAAACUAGCUCCGACUGGGAAAAAUCGUUUAACGGUCAUCCAACUCGGAAUUCCAAGUCGAAAACUCGGGCAUCAUUCAAGAACUCCGAUUUGAAGAUCACUGCCGUCAUGUGUUCCCAGUUGUCUUGAAAGCACCAUAGAGACAAUAAUCAUCGCUUUCAAACCGGUUUUCGAAACAUGCUGAUAUGCCCCUUAUAAUCUUUCAAAUAAAAAAUAUACACUAACUUUAGCAGUUUUGCACAGAUCCACAAGAUGUGUGUGCCUCCAGUUGACGAACUACACUUUCUCCACAGUUACGAUUACACGCAGGUGUUCGGAGCAUGCUAGAUGGCUAUUUAACACAGGUGGCCACCUAUGUCUUCCGUAAACAAGUGAUAUAACUUGGAGAUAUGACUGUGUGGGAACAAUAACCCAAUACAACUGUAGUAUUUUUCUUUGAUAUGAAAGAUACGUUCCUUAUGUUUCCAAAACCGAACCGCAAACGAUGCGUGUUAUAGAGCAAGUGUCGAGGCUCUUAACAAAACUACCCCGGUCAGAAUAUACUUCAGGAGGCGCUAAAGCAGUUAACGUCUAUGAAUGGGGUAAGAGACAGCCAGAGAGAGUCAUUAUGAUCAAGGAUGUUAACUGACAUUUACUUUAAGACAAAUAUUUAGGCAGAUCAUGCAUCAUAAAUCUAUUGAGUGGCAUGGUGUAGUAGCAGAAAAUCCGGUUUUAUUAAAUUACACAGGCAAUCCAACUCUAUCACAUAACGGGUGUAUCCAUAACUACACCAUUAUCAUUUCAGACAGAAAUGAGGGCCUUGAGGCACCACUGGUAAUGAAUGGAAGUUAUAGUCAGACUGUAUUUACUUUCAACUGCUUCUCCAGUCGCCUGGAAUUGGCAAUAACAUGAGCUAGACCAGGGUAGAGUCUGUUACGUCUUGCCAAUGUCAAUAUUUGACUAAUGUUAACAAUUAGAUUGACCUCUGUCUACUCUACCUCUGAUCCGCCUCAAUGUGCAGUCCAAUAGAUGACAGAGGAGGGUUAAGGGAGGAUUAGAGUGUUAAAUAUAAGGCAUUAGGGGGCAAAAGAACUGAAUGAUAAGCUGUGUUUUUACCUAGCCUCUGGCUAUGGCUCUGUCUGUAACCCUGAGAUGGAAUGAGGUGUCCAGCUGGUUUAGUGUCUUUUUCCUCAGUCUCUGACCUCUGACCCUAGAUGAUGGUCGACCCCACACUCGCUGAAAUGGGCAAGAACCUCAACGAGGCCAUGAAGAUCCUGGAGGAUGGCCGAAAGUAAGCUUUUAUGAAUUGGUGUUUGUUCGUAAAGAUAUAUUGACGAGUAUUACACUGGCUGUUAAUGACGUACAUACUGUCGCACAUACUGUAUGCAUGCAUGUUUACACAAGUCAGAUGCACACACCUGAAUGACUAUCUGACUUGUUUGUUUUGCCGUUUCUUUCUCUCCAGUGCAUCAGAACCGCAUGCAGAUAGACGCCAGUUCAGCAGGAGUAGUAUCCCCGGACCCCUACAGGGAGAGUAAGUACAGCAGAUACCCCUGUUACUCACUCUCAAUCUAGUGUCUUUCUCUGUCUGUCUCUCUUUCUCCCUCUCACACAAACAAAUGUGGAUGGUAUUUCACAGAAGCAAUGAGUCCCCUCAAACAACACAUUGUGUGUUUUGUUCCUAACUUCCAGUGGGCAGGAUGUGGCCAGUAUACUCCAGCUGGUCCAGAAUCUCAUGCAUGAAGAUGAGGAGGAAGACAAGCCAAGCCAUCGGUAGGUUUAACAUUAGAACACCACUACUGAGAGCAUAUGUCAGUUAGAAGUCCUUCUUAGAAUUUUUUAAAAAUCAGGGUAAUAGGAAUUUCCAGGUGAACAAAAAGAAGAGAAGUCUUUGAUAAUAUCAAUAAAAGAUCUAUCCGGUAUAUUACAAGUUGCAACAGGGAGACGCCUCCAGAACAGAGGCAGAGAAAAUGUCUGUCUGGCCUCUUGGAGACAGGCCCUUUCUAUUCUAAUCAGACAGUACCAAGUGUUCUGUAAAAACCAGCCCAAGAAGGCUUGUAGGAAGUCAAAACAAAUUGCAGUGACAUUGUCAGCUGCUACAGAAUACAGUAAUAAUCAGUGUCCUUGUACCUCCAGUCUGGCGUCAAUCACUAUCAACAGAACCUUGCACAAACAGAACAUGUAAACAUAUAAAUAUGCUAAGGAUUGUGUUAAUCACUCUUCACUGUAUAUGAACUUUAUUCAUCUUAAAUAUUCCCAUUACUAUCAGUAUAAUACAGUUUAUCAACAUCAUCACAUCUUUGUGACCUCACUUCCUGUGUGUGUCUCGUCCCGGGGCGGCAGGUAGCUUAGUGGUUAAGAGCGUUGUGCCAGUAACCGAAAGGUAGCUGGUUCUAAUCCCCGAGCCAACUAGGUGAAAAAUCUGUCGAUGUGCCCUUGAGCAAGGCACUUAACCCUAAUUGCUCCUGUAAGUCGCUCUGGAUAAGUGCGUCUGCUAAAUGACUAAAAUGUAAAUGUCCCCCAGCAGGAUGCAGAACGUCGGAGAGCAGGGUCACAUGGCGUUGCUAGGACACAGCCUAGCAGCCUACAUCUCAGUGCUGGACAGGGAGAGACUCAGGAAGCUGAUCACACGCAUCGCGUCUGACACAACACUCUGGCUCUGCAGACUCUUCAGGUGUGUCUGGGUCUGUCUGUCGAGUGCAUGUGUGUGUUUGUUCCUGGUGCAUUGCUCAUUUGAUUUUGAUGUCCUGCCAGGUAUGAGAGUGGCUCAGCAUACUACCAUGAGGAUGACCGAGAGGGCCUGCUGAAGGUGUGUCGCCUGGUCAUCAAUGCCCGCUAUGAGGACUACUCCACAGAGGGCUACAUGGUGCUCAACUCCAGACAGCCUGUCAUUUAUCAGAGCACCACCUGCAGGCCUGGCCUGGGACAGCACCUCUGCAGCCAAGUAGGAGUAGAAGCAGGCAUAGAAACACAUUGCAUGUACUUACAUGAAGACACACAGACAGACCUUUCUGAUGUUAUUUUGGUGUUGUAAGAGCAGAUAUUUCAGAAGUUAUUCAAUGUAGAUUGACUUUAACAGAAAUCCUCUCUUCCUCAGCUGGGUCUGCCUCUGUCCAGCCUGUGCACCGUCCCCUGUAACACCAUGUUUGGAUCCCAGCACCAAAUGGUAGGAAGAUCAGCCUCAUUUAGAUAGGCUCAUACAAUAUACACUACAUAACCAAAAGUAUGUGGACUCCUGCUCGUUGAACAUCUCAUUCCAAAAUCAUGGGCAUUAAUAUGGAGUUGCUGCUAUAACAACCUCCACUCUUCUGGAAAGGCAUUCCACUAGAUGUUGGAACAUUGCUGCGGGGACUUGCUUCCAUUCAGCUACAAGAGCAUUAGUGGGGUCGGGCGCUGAUGUUGGGCCUGGAGUUCCAAUUCAUCCCAAAGGUGUCGAUGGGGUUGAGGGCAGGGCUCUGUACAGGCCAGUUAAGUUCUUCCACACCGAUCUCGACAAACAAUUUCUGUAUGGACCUCGCUAUGUGCUUGGGGGCAUUGUCAUGCUGAAACAGGAAAGGGCCUUCCCCAAACUGUUGCCACAAAGUUGGAAGCACAGAAUCAUCUAGAAUAUCAUUGUAUGCUGUAGCUUUAAGAUUUCCCUUCACUGGAACUAAGGGGCAUAGCCCGAAACAUGAAAAACAGCACCAGACCAUUAUUCCUCCUCCACCAAACUUUACAGUUGGCACUAUGCAUUGGGGCAGGUAGCGUUCUCAUGGCAUCCACCAAACCCAGAUUAAUCCGUUGGACUGCCAGAUGGUGAAGCGUGAUUCAUCACUCCAGAGAACGCGUUUCCACUGCUCCAGAGUCCAAUGGCGGCGAGCUUUACACCACUCCAGCUGACGCUUGGCAUUGCACAUGGUGAUUUUAGGCUUGUGUGCGGCUGCUCGGCCAUGGAAACCCAUUUCAUGAAGCUCUCAACAAAUAACUAUUGUGCUGACGUUGUUUCCAGAGGCAGUUUGGAACUCUGUAGUGAGUGUUGCAACCGAGGACAGACUAUUUUUACGUGCUACGCGCUUCAGCACUCUGCAGUCUUGUUCUGUGAGCUUGUGUGGCCUACCACAUCGCGGCUGAGCCGUUGUUACUCCUAGACCUUUCCACUUCACAAUAACAACACUUAGAGUUGACCGGGGUAGAUCUAGCACGGCAGAAAUUUGAUGAACUGACUUGUUGGAAAGGUGGCAUCCUAUGACGGUGCCACGUUGAAAGUCACUGAGCUCUUCAGUAAGGCCAUUCUACUGCCAAUGUUUGUCUAUGGAGAUUGCAUGGCGGUGUGCUCGAUUUUAUACACCUGUCAGCAACGGGUGUGGCUGAAAUAGCCGAAUCCACUAAUUUGAAGGGUUGUCCACAUACUUUUGUGUAUAUAUAGUGUAUUUAUUUGUAAACCACAGCUGGUGCACAAAAUCUAAUACUAAGGAAGUCUCGAGGUUUUGCUCGCCUGAGGUAGAGUAUCUCAUGAUAAGCUGUAGACCACACUAUUUACCAAGAUACUUUUCAUCUAUAUUUUUCGUAGCUGUCUAUCUACCACCACAAACCGAUGCUGGCAUUAAGAUUGCACUCAAUGAGCUGUAUAAAGCCAUAAGUAAACAGGAAAACGCUCAUCCAGAGGCAUCGCUCCUAGUGGCCGGGGACUUUAAUGCAGAGAAACUUAAAUCCGUUCUACCUAAUUUCUACCAGCAUGUUAAAUGUGCAACCAGAGGAAAACAAACUCUAGACCACCUUUACUCCACACACAGAGACGCAUACAAAGCUCUCCCUCGCCCUCCAUUUGGCAAAUCUGACCAUAACUCUAUCCUCCUGAUUCCUGUUUAUAAGCAAAAACUAAAGCAGGAAGCACCAGUGACUCGGUUAAUCAAAAAGUGGUCAGAUGAUGCAAAUGCUAAGCUACAGGACUGUUUUGCUAGCACAGACUGGAAUAUGUUCCGGGAUUCUUCAGAUAGCAUUGAGGAGUACACCACAUCAGUCACUGGCUUCAUCAAUAAGUGCAUCGAUGACGUCGUCCCCACAGUGACUGUACGUACAUACCCCAACCAGAAGCUACGGAUUACAGGCAACAUCCGCACUGAGCUAAAGGGUAGAGCUGCCGCUUUCAAGGAGCGGGACUCUAACCCGGACGCUUAUAAGAAAUCCCGCAAUGCCCUCCGACGAACCAUCAAACAGGCAAAGAGUCAAUACAGGACUAAGAUUGAAUCGUGCUACACCAGCUCUGACGCUCGUCGGAUGUGGGGCUCCCGAGUGGCGUUGCGGUCUAAGGCACUGCAUCUCAGUGCUUGAGGAGUCACUACAGACCCCCUGGUUCGAUUCCAGGCUGUAUCACAACCAGCCGUGAUUGGGAGUCCCAUAGGGCGGCGCACAAUUGGCCCAGCGUCGUCCGGGUUUGGCCGGUGUAGGCCGUCAUUGUAAAUAAGAAUUUGUUCUUAACUGACUUGCCUAGUUAAAUAAAGGUAAAAUUAAAAUUAAAUGUGGCAGGGCUUGAAAACUAUUACAGACUACAAAAGGAAGCACAGCUGCGAGCUGCCCAGUGACACAAGCCUACCAGACGAGCUAAAUCACUUCUAUGCUCGCUUCGAGGCAAGCAACACUGAAGCAUGCAUGAGAGCACCAGCUGUUCCGGAUGACUAUGUGAUCACGCUCUCCGUAGCCGAUGUGAGUAAGACUGUUAAGCAGGUCAACAUUCACAAGGCCGCAGGGCCAGACGGAUUACCAGGAUGUGUACUCCGAGCAUGUGCUGACCAACUGGCAAGUGUCUUCACUAAACAUUUUCAACAUGUCCCUGAGUGAGUCUGUAAUACCAACAUGUUUCAAGCAGACCACCAUAGUCCCUGUGCCCAAGGACACUAAGAUAACCUGCCUAAAUGACUACCGACCCGUAGCACUCACGUUUGUAGCCAUGAAGUGCUUUGAAAGGCUGGUCAUGGCUCACAUCAACACCAUUAUCCCAGAAACCCUAGACCCUCUCCAAUUUACAUACCGCCCCAACAGAUCCACAGAAGAUGCAAUCUCUAUUGCACUCCACACUGCCCUUUCCCACCUGGACAAGAGGAACACCUACGUGAGAAUGCUGUUCAUUGACUACAGCUCUGUGGUCAACACCAUAGUGCCCUCAAAGCUCAUCACUAAGCUAAGGAUCCUGGGACUAAACACCUCCCUCUGCAACUGGAUCCUGGACUUCCUGACGGGCCGCCCCCAGGUGGUAAGGGUAGGUAACAACACAUCUGCCACGCUGAUCCUCAACACGGGGGCCCCUCAGGGGUGCGUGCUCAGUCCCACCCUGUACUCCCUGUUCACCCAUGACUGCAUGGCCAGGCACGACUCCAAUGCCAUCAUUAAGUUUGCUGACGACAGAACAGUGGUAGGCCUGAUCACCAACAACGAAGAGACGGCCUAUAGGGAGGAGGUCCGAGACCUGGCCGUGUGGUGCCAGGAUAACAACCUCUCCCUCAACGUGAUCAAGACAAAGGAGAUGAUUGUGGACUACAGGGUAAAAAAAGAGGACUGAGCACGCCCCCAUUCUCAUUGACGGGGCUGUAGUGGAACAGGUUGAGAGCUUCAAGUUCCUUGGUAUGCACAUCACCAACGAACUAUCAUGGUCCAAACACACCAAGACAAUCGUGAAGAGGGCACGACAAAGCCUAUUUCCCCUCAGGCGACUGAAAAGAUUUGGCAUGGGUCCUCAGAUCCUCAAUGUUCUACAGCAGCACCAUCGAGAGCAUCCUGACUGGUUGCAUCACCGCCUGGUAUGGCAACUGCUCGGCCUCUGACCACAAGGCACUACAGAGGGUAGUGUGUACGGCCCAGUACAUCACUGGGGCCAAGCUUCCUGCCAUCCAGGACCUCUAUACCAGGCGGUGUCAGAGGAAGGCCCUCAAAAUUGUCAAAGACUCCAGCCACCCUAGUCAUAGACUGUUCUCUCUGCUACCGCACGGCAAGCGGUACCAGAGCGCCAAGUCUAGGUUCAAAAGGCUUCUCAACAGCAUCUACCCCCAAGCCAUAAGCCUCCUGAACAGCUAAUCAUUGCUACCCGGACUAUUUGCACUGCCCCCCCACCCCCCUCUUUUACGAAGCUGCUACUCUGUUUAUUAUUUAUGCAUAGUCACUUUAACUCUACCCACAUGUACAUAUUACCUCAAUUACCUCGACUAGCCGGUGCCCCCGCACAUUGACUCUGCACCGGUACCCCCGUAUAUAGCCUCCCUUCUGUUCUUUUAUUUUACUGCUGCUCUUUAGUUAUUUGCUUUUUUUUUUUUUUACUUAACACUUCUUUUUUUUUUAUUCUUUAAAAAAUGCAUUGUUGGUUAAGGGCUUGUAAGUAAGCAUUUCACUGUAAUGUCUAGACCUGUUGUGUUCGGCGUAUGUGGCAAAUAACAUUUGAUUUGAUUUAGGUCAUACUGGGGUGCCUGUAUGCGUACUACCCAUCAUACUACCCUGAUUUUUAAUGGAAAACAUAAUAUGAUCUGUCUCCCUUGGUGUUUUCCUGUUGCAGGACGUUGCCUUGCUCGACAAGCUGAUCAAAGAGGACGUGGAGACUGGGAAGCUUCCAUUGCUGUUGGUAGCCAACGCCGGUCAGUGGGGAAUUCUAUCACCAUUAAUACAAUUAUAAUCCAAAUUAGUAGCUAAGGGCACACAUCUACUCUUUAAAGGUGUUUUAUUUUCUCCAAGAUGGAUUGUGUGCUUAUUGCAAAACUUUGCAUGGUGAAACAUGGUAUUACACUCUAAAAUGAAACAAUGUUUAACCCUUGACCAACCAGGAUGUUAUUGUAUGACUUACCUGGUCAAAUAAAGGUUAAAUGAACAUGUCAGUCCCUCUAUCACUGACGUAUUUACCAAGACGUACUGCAGAGUGGCUUAGAGCGUACUCACUGCCUUGUCAUCCCAGGCACCCCUGGGGCGGGCCACACAGACAAGCUGGGCCGUCUAAAGGAGCUGUGUGAACAGUAUGGCAUGUGGCUCCACAUAGAAGGGUGGGUAACAACAUUACACAUACUUGUAAUACUUCUGAUAUGUCUUUAACCAACCAUAUUGGAGGGGUUUGUAAAUGCUUUAUAACUACUUUGUCUUUUCUGUCUCUCUCAGUGUCAACUUGGCCACCCUGGCUCUGGGGCAGGUCUCGUCCCCCGUGACGGUACGUAUAGGAUAUGCUCUCCCAUUCUGUGACCCUCCGAACUUGAAAUGAAUGCACUGUAAGAUGCCUGUAUUGUAUAGUAAUGUAAUAUGUCUACUACAGUAUGUGUCUUUGCCCCCUCCUCCGUCCCCAGGCGGCCACCAGGAGUGACAGUAUGACCCUGACCCUGGGUCCGUGGCUGGGCCUGCCUGCUGUUCCUGCUGUCACCCUCUACAGACAUGAGGACCCAGCCCUGGUACGCUUUCUCCUUCCUGGGCUCUCUUCUUUGGUAUCCUCUUUCUCCUUCCUGGGCUCUCUUCUUUGGUAUCCUCUUUCAACUCUAGCUGUAGGGCCUAUCUGGUCUCUGUUUAGUACUUUAAACAUGCAUCCUUCCUUCCUGCCUCCCUUGGAGUUAUUACGGAUCUGAUAUGACUGGAUUGGUGAAAGCUACAGUUUGUGGUGGAAUCCUUGGUUUCACCUAUCCAUUUGAGUUCUCUCUUCUGUCUCAGUCUCUGGCAGCCGGGUUGACUUCCAGUCAGCCAGUAGAGAAGCUGCGUGCCCUGCCUCUCUGGCUCUCCCUGCAGUACCUUGGCCAUGAUGGGAUAGUGGAGAAGAUCAGACACGCUGCAGAGCUCGUAAGUACUUUGGGUUAGUAAUAAGCAUAUGGGUUAGCGAUCUGUGUUAAUUUCUAUCACCUUACUGCUAACAAACUGACCCGUGUCGUAUCUCUUUUUGUCUGUAGAGCCAACAGCUUCUUGAGAAACUGAAGACUCUGGCUUCCAUAAAGACAUCAGUAGGUCCACAACUUGUUGUUCAACUAUUAACUAUCUACUACUAUUAAUGUAUAUGUAAUGCAUUGUAAAGCAUUUAUGCAUUGAGGCUGUUCUAAGCAGCCAUAAGCUGUUAAUUCCAUUAUUUAAUAAUGCACUAUGGGUGUAAACGAAGGCACUAUAAAGCCAUUACACAUAGGUGGGUCAUAGGACAAAGACCCCCCAUGUGAGCUUUUGCUUGUUGAGUUUUAAGAUGGGAUAACUUAAGAAAACAAUGAUAAGAUCACACUCAUCUCAAACACAUAACACACAGCUAUGAAGAGGGCUUCUGAUGUCUGUGUUUUAUGUCAUCAUCAUCAGGAUGAGCUUGACUCUGAGAUCUCUCUCUUCGAUGCUUUAACUAUGGUAAAGAAACAGCACUGAGCCUCACUAACAGAGACCGCCAUCAUACUGUCACAAAACUAAGACCUUGUUCACAGGCAUCAGCUCUGAGCAGAUACAGUGGGGAGAACAAGUAUUUGAUACACUGCCGAUUUUGCAGGUUUUCCUACUUGCAAAGCAUGUAGAGGUCUGUAAUUUUUAUCAUAGGUACACUUCAACUGUGAGAGACGGAAUCUAAAACAAAAAUCCAGAAAAUCACAUUGUAUGAUUUUUAAGUAAUUAAUUUGCAUUUUAAUGCAUGACAUAAGUAUUUGAUCACCUACCAACCAGUAAGAAUUCCGGCUCUCACAGACCUGUUAGUUUUUCUUUAAGAAGCCCUCCUGUUCUCCACUCAUUACCUGUAUUAACUGCACCUGUUUGAACUCGUUACCUGUAUAAAAGACACCUGUCCACACACUCAAUCAAACAGACUCCAACCUCUCCGUGGCCAAGACCAGAGAGCUGUGUAAGGACAUCAGGGAUAAAAUUGUAGACCUGCACAAGGCUGGGAUGGGCUACAGGACAAUAGGCAAGCAGCUUGGUGAGAAGGCAACAACUGUUGGCGCAAUUAUUAGAAAAUGGAAGAAGUUCAAGAUGACGGUCAAUCACCCUCGGUCUGGUGCUCCAUGCAUGAUCUCACCUCGUGGGGCAUCAAUGAUCAUGAGGAAGGUGAGGGAUCAGCCCAGAACUACACGGCAGGACCUGGUCAAUGACCUGAAGAGAGCUGGGACCACAGUCUCAAAGAAAACCAUUAGUAACACACUACACCGUCAUGGAUUAAAAUCCUGUAGCGCACGCAAGGUCCCCCUGGUCAAGCCAGCGCAUGUCCAGGCCCGUCUGAAGUUUGCCAAUGACCAUCUGGAUGAUCCAGAGGAGGAAUGGGAGAAGGUCAUGUGGUCUGAUGAGACAAAAAUAGUGCUUUUUGGUCUAAACUCCACUCGCCGUGUUUGGAGGAAGAAGAAGGAUGAGUACAACCCCAAGAACACCAUCCCAAUCGUGAAGCAUGGAGGUGGAAACAUCAUUCUUUGGGGAUGCUAUUCUGCAAAGGGGACAGGACGACUGCACCGUAUUGAGGGGAGGAUGGAUGGGGCCAUGUAUCGCGAGAUCUUGGCCAACAACCUCCUUCCCUCAGUAAGAGCAUUGAACAUGGGUCGUGGCUGGGUCUUCCAGCAUGACAACGACCCGAAACACACAGCCAGGGCAACUAAGGAGUGGCUCCGUAAGAAGCAUCUCAAGGUCCUGGAGUGGCCUAGCCAGUCUCCAGACCUGAACCUAAUAGAACAUUUUUGGAGGGAGCUGAAAGUCCGUAUUGCCCAGCGACAGCCCCGAAACCUGAAAGAUCUGGAGAAGGUCUGUAUGGAGGAGUGGGCCAAAAUCCCUGCUGCAGUGUGUGCAAACCUGGUCAAGACCUACAGGAAACGUAUGAUCUUUGUAAUUGCAAACACAGGUUUCUGUACCAAAAUAUUAAGUUCUGCUUUUCUGAUGUAUCAAGUACUUAUGUCAUGCAAUAAAAUGCAAAUUAAUUACUUAAAAAUCAAUGAUUUUCUGGAUUUUUGUUUUAGAUUCCGUCUCUCACGGUUGAAGUGUACCUAUGAUUAAAAUUACAGACCUCUACAUGCUUUGUAAGUAGGAAAACCUGCAAAAUCGGCAGGGUAUCAAAUACUUGUUCUCCCCACUGUAGUGAUCUUUAGAUAAAGUGUGAAUAAGAUUGACACAUGUAGAUGAUAUAGAGAUCAUUGGAACGGUGCAGUGCAGUAACUGCUGAAGCUGAUCCGGUGAACAAGCAGAGUGUGUGGGUCUGGUUACCGUGUUGGGUUGAUGGUGGCUUUGAGUACCUUUUGUCGUAGUGAGUGUCGUGUGCUGUUUGUGUGUAGUAAGUGUGUGUAUACUGUAGAUAGUGAGCUGUUGGGUUGCCUUGGUUACAGGGUGUGGCGUCUCUCUCUCGGAUCCCGCCGAUCUCGGGGGGCUCUCUACGGGACUUGCUGGGCUCUCUCAUUCUGUCUAUUGUAGGUGGGACCAACCCUCUUCCCCCUGCCUGCUCCCCCCUUCCUCUCCUCCUUCUCUCCUUUUUCCUCUGUUUCACUCUCUACCUGACCAUGUUUGUCCACCUGAAUGCCCUGAGAGGCACUGUAUUUGAGACACCGCUCAAAUUGAGGGCACCCAUUGGCUAAAACGGCCAUCAGUCCACUUCCUGGUUCCUGUCCAAUCACCACUACAGGCAUGUUUUAAGCACAUCAGGGAAUGUCCUGUCCCCCCACCACCACUUCUUCACAGAAUCCUGAUGACUCUAAAGUUGAACUUUGACCCAGGCGUCAUCAAAGAUGGACCUCACUGUGUUUACAUAACUACCCUGUUAGGGUACAAAAGUUACAAUCCAACAUGUCACUUCAACCAAUCAAUCCUGCUAUGGGUAACUGGGUAGUACAUACCCUUACUGUGAAUUGUUAGAGAUGGAGAGAAAUUACCAGAAGGAAAGAGUAGUGUCUUUCCUGUGCUGAGAUUUUCUCCAAAACAAAAAUUUGCCCGACCCAAUGGUUUAUGUACAAAGUAUACACAGUACAUACAAUAUAAUGGUGAGUUGUGGAUUUGUCGUAGGUUGUAUGGUUAAGAGUUAGUCAUAUACAUAACGUCCAUGGAAAACAGAGGAAUGUCCAUUGUGAAUGGAAGUCAUAGGCAUUGACAUUUACGCACAAACAUUUAACUAUUUAACAAUCCCCAUGCAGACCAGUUUGACUGCUCAAACAGAGGAUGUGUGUCACAAACCCAGGCAUCUCCAUAGCAUCACAUCACACAGCUUCUCAGGACCAUUCUCACAUAGUACACCUGUUUGCAUGUUAAUGACAGUUUUAAAGGUCAAAGGUUAUGACCCUGGAUGUGUGGAACCUCACCUGUGUGUCUGUCUCACCUUUCCUGUGCUGCAGGUGGAGGAUGAACUGAACUCUCCAGUAGUAGUGUUCAGGUUCUCCCAGGAGACCAGUGCAGGUGAGUGGUAAACACUACUCUUCCUGUUCCUACACAUUUAUCUCACAACUAAGCAGAAACUCUUAUUCAGCUAUAUCCUACUUACUUUAGUUGCAAUUUGUGCAUUCAAAUGAUGUAUUUAAUGCAUUCAAAUGAGUAUCAUGUAAAUGUACUAUGUAUUUGAAUUUGGCAAGUUAUAUGUAAUAGGUCGUAAUGCUAUGCUCUCCCCCGCGACUCAGAAUCCAGUGGUGGUUCUGUGGAGGGCUACUUUGCUGGAGAGAGAGAAGUGCUAGAUACCCUCAACAGAUGGGUGAGCAUUUGUAUACAUUUUAAUGGGUGAGACAAUAAAGAUUGAUUGAUUGGUUGAUUGAUUUUGUCUGCCUGUAGCUGUGUGAGCGGUUGGCACAGCUUGUGCCUGCCAGCGGGGUAGACAUAGUGGAGUUGGAGGACGAGGGCACCUGUGUCCGCUUCACCCCUCUUAUGACCGCCGCAGGUAACACACACACACACAGACUCACCUGUAAGACACACGCAUCAUAAAGAAAGACACACAUUCACCUGUUAGACAUACCAUAAUUUCUAUUACACACAUUCACCUGUACAGUUAAUGAAGAACACCUGAUCAUCGUCAGUCAAUCCACCCACCACAGUGGAUGUUAGUCAGGCACAACUCUCCUUAUGUUGACCCUGUAACUGUUGACCUCUGAUCCCUGACCUCUGCCCUCUGACCUGUUCCCUCCCAGCCCUGGGGACCCAGCGGUGUGACGUGGAUCUCCUGGUGGAGCGGUUGACUGAGCUGGUUCCUGUGCUGAACUGUACGCUGCGUCUCAGACUGGACUUCAGAGAGGAGGUGUACCGCCACUCUGCCCUCAGUUACAUAGAGGACCUCAGCUGGCCCGGCCUGGGAGCCGUCAGGUAGGAAUACACUGUUAUUUAUUCAGUAUUAGUAUUAUUAAUAGCUAUGUAAUUACCAUUUUACCAUGCCAUUUCAUAGUAAAUACCUGGUCAUUUCUGUACAGUCAAAUAAUGUGCAACUGCAACCAAAAUGUUUUAUGUAAAGCAAUGUGACUUGUCCACAAAAUGAAAGUAUGUGUGUGUGUCCACUCAGGUAUGAGCCGAGGAUUGAGGAGAUGAACGACCGUAAGAGACAGCUGGAGGUGGAGAAGAUCAACGGUGAGCUGCUGGUGAAACUAGGGGAUCUGGACGCAGACCUCAUCUUCUCCACCGGUCAGUACUGUGCCUGUCCACAGCACAGAGCUCCUUUUAUCACAUCUGGACCUCAAGGUUUCAAUCUUCCCCUCAAAUCAAGGAAUGACUCAGACCUGGUUCUGAUUCAGCCUGCUUUACCUCUUAACCUCUCUCCCUCCCUCAGGCCCGGAGUUCGGACCCGAGAAGGACUGCAUAUUUAUUGGCAUGGCAAUGGAGGACCUAGACGUGCCAGAGCUAGUGGAUACGAUAGCCGCCCUGGGGAGGGACAUAGAGGAGAACGGCAGGGUAACGCAAUCUCCUUCUACUCUGUUUACCUACAGUCUGUCAAUGCCUCUAACAUGGCUGGUACUUCCGGAUUAUAUUGAUUUUUGAUUAUAAAAUGCAAUCAAAAAUCUAUGUAAAACUACAAUCCCAUUGCAUUGAUUCAGUUGUAAAUUAUUCUUUUCUUCUGUCCCAUCUUGUCACUAGCUAUUAGAGAACAUGACGGAGGUGGUGAGGAAAGGCAUCCAGGAGGCAGAGCUACAGCUCCAGAAAGACAACCAGGAGAAACUCAUGGAGGAGGUGUGUGCAUGUGCACGUUUUUGUAUACAUGCACAUUUUAUGGACUGAUUUGUAUUUGUUUUGCACCAUCAUCUCUCUCUCUCUCUCAGGGUGUGUUGAGACAGAUUCCUCUGGUCGGCUCCGUGUUGAACUGGUUCUCUCCAUUCCAGAGCACUGUGAAGGGCAGGACCUUUAACCUGGCUGCAGGUACACAACUGUGUGCGUCUGUGCCUGCUCCUAGGUUGCUCCUGUAUGUCUGCAUUCCGAUGGUAUAAUAAGUGACUGUGUGUUUCCCAUAGGUUCCCUGGACUCCACAGAGCCCACCUACUCCAUGAAGGCCCAGACAGGUGGGCUGGCAUCGCCAGAAACCCCCACCUCCUCUGCCAAGAGACUGCCAGGUAUGGCCUCACAGAAUCUAUAGAAUGGGAUAUUCCUGUUCUUUCGCAGUCACUCUUUAAAAUCAAGGGGCAUAUUUUAUUUAUUGAAAAUACUGGAAAUCUUACAGACUACUAUUCUCUCUGAUUCCUCCUUUUCCUCCUCCACUUGCAGGACAGAGGCUGUUCCGGCGCGAGGGUGCGGGGGGCUCUGACUCCCACAGUGAGACCAGCUCCGUGGGCCAUGCUGAGGAUCUCUCCAGGGAGGGGGUCCCACAACCCUCCACACCCACCCCACCUUCCCCUGUCCCAGACGAGGUGGUUUCCGGGGCCCCUGAGAGCCCAGAGACCUCCCAGGUGCCAGUUGAACCCGAGCCCACGCAGGAGGAGAGCGAGGUGGGUACACCGGAAGGGGAACAGAGUAUGGAAGAGGAGGAGAGACAGCCUGAGGGCCAGGAGGCAACUGGGGAGGCACCAGUGGAGGAGACAGGCAGAUAGGACAGCCCCCAGGGCAGGUUCCAGGCCAGUCCAGCAGGUGUUGUAGAGCAGGGAUUCAUUCUAUUCUCAAAUAAUUCUCCCUUGCCUCUUUUCUUGACAACUGUCUCCUUGUAGAUCUGAAGGGACUGGAGACUGGGAUGAAAGAUAAUUAGAUAGCAAAGGGUUCACUUAGACUACCAGAAGGGUAGGGAGUGCUAUUGUCAUUUUAUCUCUUCUUUAUUCUUUCUUUCCAGUCCCAUGAUGACUGUGAGAGGGAGAGGUCAAGGGCUGAGGGAAGGAACCAGGAUUUCAGAAUGGAAUCCAGCCUUAGUCUCUAGGGUUGUUUCCACAGCAGUCCAGAGAUUGUGUCUGACUGUCUGAGGACUCGAUCUCUCAAUGGGUUAAUAAAUAAUUAUGUAGGAGUAGAAUUCAGACACCCUAUAGGACCUAAGAACUCUGGUCAAGCAGGAACUACACCUGGGGCUGGGAGUCAAAGGUGAAGGGUUGUCUGAGGACUUCCUGGUUCAUGGCCUCCACUCUACUUCAGUCAGUCUCGUCAUGGCCCGGAGGUAAAGCAGCUUAUAUGCAAGCCAAGUAACGUGUGACUAACACUGGAAAUGAAACAAUUUUAGAUUGUAUACAUACCUUAUAUUUCUAUCCACUCAAUCACCAUAAUGAUCAGUAAAACCAGCUCUGUAUAGAGGGAAAUGUAGUAGAACAAUUUAAGCAUACUGUGAUAUGACUUGAACAAGAAAGAAUACACGCAUCCACCUGCUUCUGAUCUUUAAACACUCCCACAGUAUAUGUGCACUACCCCGAUAGACCCUCCACGGUUUGUCAAACACCCUCCUGUUAACAUUUGCACAUACUUGGGUCUGAUUGGUGUACAAUGUUGUUGUUUUUUUUACAAUAUAAAUGUAUGUUUUUAAUAAUAUGACCAAUGGGGCUAACGUUUCCUUACGUCCAUAAGCAAAGUCUUGCUUAACAUGCAUUCUGAGGAAAUACGUAUAGUGGCUAUACUGUAUGUUGAUGUUUCCUGUGAGACAGACAUGCAGUAGCCUAGUAGUUAUUAUAAUACCUAGACUGAAGAUAGCAUAUUUGCAGGUUAAAGGAUUUGGUUUCAAUGCAGGGUUGUUAAAGAAAAAAAAGAAGUUGUAUUCCAUUUGUCACUACCUUAUUUAAUGUUGCACAUAGUAUGUCUUAAUUUAAUCAAAACCAAAAUUCAUUUAUUUUGUAUUUUUAUUCUCAAAAUAAGAACAAAAUCUAUAAUUUGUCGCAAUAACUACUUUGAUGAAGAAUUAUGAUUCCUGACUUGAAAUGACACAACGAUAUUUCCGUCCUGCUUCCAUUACAAUCCCUAUUUGAUUUCACAUACAACGAUCCUUGACAAAGAGCUUAGAGAAAAUGUAUGUUCCUUCCAUACCAUUGUCUUCAGAAGGGAGAUGUUACAGUUGAAGUCGGAAGUUUACAUACACCAUAGCCAAAUACAUUUAAACUAUGUUUUUCACAAUUCCCUGUAAAAAUUCCCUGUCUUAGGUCAGUUAGGAUCCACACUUUAUUUUAAGAAUGUGAAAUGUCAGAAUAAUAGUAGAGAUAAUGAUUUAUUUCAGCUUUUAUUUCUUUCAUCACAUUCCCAGUUGGUCAGAAGUUUACAUACAUUCAAUUAGUAUUUGGUAGCAUUGCCUUUAAAUUGUUUAACUUGGGUCAAACGUUUCGGGUAGCCUUCCACAAGCUUCCCACAAUAAGUUGGGUGAAUUUUGGCCCAUUCCUCCUGACAGAGCUGGUGUAACUGAGUCAGGUUUGUAGGCCUCCUUGCUCGCACACGCUUUUUCAGUUCUGCCCACAAAUGUUCUAUAGGAUUGAGGUCAGGGCUUUGUGAUGGCCACUCCAAUACCUUGACUUUGUUGUCCUUAAGCCAUUUUGCCACAACUUUGGAAGUAUGCUUGGGGUCAUUGUCCAUUUGGAAGACCCAUUUGCGACCAAGCUUUAAAUUCCUGACUGAUGUCUUGAGAUGUUGCUUCAAUAUAUCCACAUAAUUUUCCUUCCACAUGAUGCCAUCUAUUUUGUGAAGUGCACCAGUCCCUCCUGCAGCAAAGCACCCCCGCAGCAUGAUGCUGCCACCCCUGUGCUUCACGGUUGGGAUGGUGUUCUUCGGCUUGCAAGCAACCACCUUUUUCCUCCAAACAUAACGAUGGUCAUUAUGGCCAAACAGUUCUAUUUUUGUUUCAUCAGACCAGAGGACAUUUCUCCAAAAAGUACGAUCUUUGUCCCCAUGUGCAGUUGCAAACCGUAGUCUGGCUUUUUUAUGGCGGUUUUGGAGCAGUGGCUUCUUCCUUGCUGAGCGGCCUUUCAGGUUAUGUCGAUAUAGGACUCAUUCCAGAAUCUUCACAAGGUCCUUUGCUGUUGUUCUGGGAUUGAUUUGCACUUUUUGCACCAAAGUACGUUCAUCUCUAGGAGACAGAACGCGUCUCCAUCCUGAGCGGUAUGACUGUUGCGUGGUCCCAUGGUGUUUAUACUUGCGUACUAUUGUUUGUACAGAUGAACGUGGUACCUUCAGGCGUUUGGAAAUUCCUCCCAAGGAUGAACCAGACUUGUGGAGGUCUACCAUUUUUUUCUGAGGUCUUGGCUGAUUUCUAUUGAUUUUCCCAUCAUGUCAAGCAAAGAGGCGCAGAGUUUGAAGGUAGGCCUUGAAAUACAUCCACAGGUACACCUCCAAUUGACUUAAAUUAUGUCAAUUAGCCUAUCAGAAGCUUUUCAAGCCAUGACAUAAUUUUCUGGAAUUUUCCAAGCUGUUUAAAGGCACAGUCAACUUAGUGUAUGUAAACUUCUGACCCACUGGAAUUGUGAUACAGUGAAUUAUAAGUGAAAUAAUCUGUCUGUAAACAAUUGUUGGAAAAAUUACUUGUGUCAUGCACAAAGUAGAUGUCCUAACCGACUUGCCAAAACUAUAGUUUGUUAACAAGAAAUUUGUGGUGGUUGAAAAACGAGUUAUAAUGACUCCAACCGAAGUGUAUGUAAACUUCCGACUUCAACUAUACAGUGGGGGAAAAAAGUAUUUAGUCAGCCACCAAUUGUGCAAGUUCUCCCACUUAAAAAGAUGAGAGGCCUGUAAUUUUCAUCAUAGGUACACGUCAACUAUGACAGACAAAAUUAGAAAAAAAAAUCCAGAAAAUCACAUUUGUAUGAUUUUUUAGGAAUUUAUUUGCAAAUUAUGGUGGAAAAUAAGUAUUUGGUCAAUAACAAAAGUUUCUCAAUACUUUGUUAUAUACCCUUUGUUGGCAAUGACACAGGUCAAACGUUUUCUGUAAGUCUUCAAGGUUUUCACACACUGUUGCUGGUAUUUUGGCCCAUUCCUCCAUGCAGAUCUCCUCUAGAGCAGUGAUGUUUUGGGGCUGUCGCUGGGCAACACGGACUUUCAACUCCCUCCAAAGAUUUUCUAUGGGGUUGAGAUCUGGAGACUGGCUAGGCCACUCCAGGACCUUGAAAUGCUUAUUGCGAAGCCACUCCUUCGUUGCCCGGGCGGUGUGUUUGGGAUCAUUGUCAUGCUGAAAGACCCAGCCACGUUUCAUCUUCAAUGCCCUUGCUGAUGGAAGGAGGUUUUCACUCAAAAUCUCACGAUACAUGGCCCCAUUCAUUCUUUCCUUUACACGGAUCAGUCGUCCUGGUCCCUUUGCAGAAAAACAGCCCCAAAGCAUGAUGUUUCCACCCCAUGCUUCACAGUAGGUAUGGUGUUCUUUGGAUGCAACUCAGCAUUCUUUGUCCUCCAAACACGACGAGUUGAGUUUUUACCAAAAAGUUCUAUUUUGGUUUCAUCUGACCAUAUGACAUUCUCCCAAUCCUCUUCUGGAUCAUCCAAAUGCACUCUAGCAAACUUCAGACGGGCCUGGACAUGUACUGGCUUAAGCAGGGGGACACGUCUGGCACUGCAGGAUUUGAGUCCCUGGCGGCGUAGUGUGUUACUGAUGGUAGGCUUUGUUACUUUGGUCCCAGCUCUCUGCAGGUCAUUUACUAGGUCCCCCGUGUGGUUCUGGGAUUUUUGCUCACCGUUCUUGUGAUCAUUUUGACCCCACGGGGUGAGAUCUUGCGUGGAGCCCCAGAUCGAGGGAGAUUAUCAGUGGUCUUGUAUGUCUUUCAUUUCCUAAUAGUUGCUCCCACAGUUGAUUUCUUCAAACCAAGCUGCUUAUCUAUUGCAGAUUCAGUCUUCCCAGCCUGGUGCAGGUCUACAAUUUCUGUUUCUGGUGUCCUUUGACAGCUCUUUGGUCUUGGCCAUAGUGGAGUUUGGAGUGUGACUGUUUGAGGUUGUGGACAGGUGUCUUUUAUACUGAUAAAGUUCAAACAGGUGCCAUUAAUACAGGUAACAGAGUGGAGGACAGAGGAGCCUCUUAAAGAAGAAGUUACAGGUCUGUGAGAGACAAAAAUCUUGCUUGUUUGUAGGUGACCAAAUACUUAUUUUCCACCAUAAUUUGCAAAUAAAUUAAUUAAAAAUCCUACAAUGUGAUUUUCUGGAUCUUUUUUUCUCAAUUUGUCUGUCAUAGUUGACGUGUACCUAUGAUGAAAAUUACAGGCCUCUCUCAUCUUUUUAAGUGGGAGAACUUGCACAAUUGGUGGCUGACUAAAUACUUUUUUCCCCACUAUUAUCGACCUACAGCUCUAAGGUGGUUUAAGACAUGUUUUGUACACAGUUGUAAUUAUUGAAAUGAUAGGUGUUACAUUCUCGUUGACCAAUCAUGUUUCUGCUAUGUAGUAAUACACAUUUGGGAGAACUUUAAUGUCCUAGGGUGUCCGGAGACUACUGGCAUCAUGACUUUCAAAUGAAAUCAAUAAUUAGCUUAUAAGACUGCUUUUGCAUCCACUGUACAACACUUUGCCGUUUUUGAUUUUUUUUUUUAUAUCCAAAGCAGACAGAAUGAGCUUAUACUUUUACGUUUUAAUUUAGUUUUUCUUAAUUUAGGAUGUGCACUUAACUUGAAAAUACAACUGUAAUUCUCUUCUGAAUUUGAUACUAUAAAGAUGUUGGUUCACUGUACUCUGAUAUAAUUUCCAUCUGUUGUAGAUCUUUUUUAUGUCGUAAGGCUUUAGGUCUAUCACCUUCGAGGACUUUCUGUUAUCAUAUUCUUUAAAACAGGUUACGUACAUGUUACUUUUUAUUAUGCUCCUAAUCAGCAAUUCUGGUGCAAUAAUCCACUCAUAGCAAAGGAGAAAAUAACUGAUAUUUAAUGUUGUUGAACUGGGAGCGUUAUUUUUGAUACACCAUUAAUUUAGUUUUCUGAAGUGAAAAUAUUUAAUAGAUUAAUGCUUUAACAAUGUUUUAAGGACCUACAGUGUAUUUGGAAAGUAUUCAGACCCCUUGACUUUUUCCACAUUUUGUUACCUUACAGCCUUAUGCUGAAUGUUUUUUUUCCUCAAUCUACACACAAUAACCCAUUAUGACAAAGCAAAAACAGGUUUUUAUAAAUUUUAGCAAAUUUGUUAUAAAAAUAAAAAGUACAUAAGUAUUCAGACCCUUUCAGUACUUUGUUGAAGCACCUUUGGCAGUGAUUACAGCCUCGAGUCUUCUUGGGUAUGACGCUACAAGCUUGGCACACCUGUAUUUGGGGAGUUUCUCCCAUUUUUCUCUGCAGAUCCUCUUAAGCUCUGUCAGGUUGGAUGGGGAGCAUCGCUGCACAACUAUUUUCAGGUCUCUUCAGAGAUGUUCAAGUCUGGGCUCUGGCUGGGCCACUCAAGGACAUUCAGAGACUUGUCCAGAAGCCACUCCUGCAUUGUCUUUCUAUGUGCUUAGGGUCGUUGUCCUGUUGGAAGGUGACCCUUCGCCCCAGUCGGAGGUCCUGAGAGCUCUGGAGCAUGUUUUCAUCAAGGAUCUCUCUCUGUACUUUACUCCGUUCAUCUUUCCCUUGAUCCUGACUAGUCUCAAAGUCCCUGCCGCUGAAAAACAUCCCCCACAGCAUGAUGCUACCAUCAUGCUUCACCGUAGGGAUGUUGUCAAGUGUCCUCCAGACGUGACGCUUGGCAUUCAGGCCAAAGAGUUAAAUCUUGGUUUCAUCAGACCAGAGAAUCUUGUUUUUCAUGGUCUGAGAGUCCUUUAGAUGCCUUUUGGCGAACUCCAAGCGGGUUGUCAUGUGCCUUUUACUGAGGAGUGGCUUCCGUCUGGUCAGUCUAACAUAAAGGCCUGAUUGGUGGAGUACUGCAGAGAUGGUUGUCCUUCUGGAAGGUUCUGCCAUCUCCACAGAGGAACUCUGGAACUCUGAGUGACCAUCAGGUUCUUGGUCACCUCCCUGACCAAGGCCCUUCUCCCCCGAUUGCUCAUUUUGGCUGGACGGCCAGCUCUAGGAAGAGUCUUGUUGGUUCCAAACUUCUUCCAUUUAAGAAUGAUUGAGGCCACUGUGGGGAACUUCAAUGCUGCAGAAAUGUUUUCCCCAGAUCUAUGCCUCGACACAAUCCUGUCUCGGAGCUCUACGGACAAUUCCUUCGACCUCAUGACUUGGUUUUUGCUCUGAUAUACACUGUCAACUGUGGGACCUUAUAGACAGGUGUGUACCUUUCCUAAUCAUGUCCAAUCAAUUGAAUUUACCACAGGUGGACUCCAAUCAAGUUGUAGAAACACCUCAACGAUGAUCAAUGGAAACAACAGGAUGCACCUGAGCUCAAUUUCGAGUCUAAUAGCAAAGGGUCUGAAUAAUUAUGUAAAUAAGGUGUGUGUGUAUGUAUGUAUGUAUGUGUGUGUGUGUGUAUAUGUAUAUAUAUAUAUGCAAAUAUUUCUAAACUUGUUUUCGCUUUGUCAUUAUGGGGUAUUGUGUGUAGAUUGAUGAGGGGGGAAAUUAUUUAAGCCAUUUUAGAAUAAGGCUGUAACAAAAUGUAGAAAAAGGGAAGGGGUCUGAAUACUUUCCGAAUGCACUGUAGGUGGUUGAAGUACUGCACUAGUCUCACUGAAGUUCAAUGCCUGUUUAAAGAUUUUUGAAAAAACACUGUUUGAAAUGUAAUUUAAUGGGAUGGAAAGAGGGAUGUAUUGAAGAAUCCAAUCACCUUUAUUAAAACUGAUUACACAACUGUUUUAUAUAUCAUUUGCAGGGACUGAAUUUACAGGUAAAAGGUGUUAAUCAUAUUGUUAGUUACCAAUUAAUCAGUAAUUCCAGUCAACCUCAUUGAAAUCCUGAUUUAGUAUCAAUGUCAGCUUGAUGAUGCGUUUCUCCCUGUCAGAAAUUACCAAUGCAAUCAGAAUGGGGAAUGAAUAAAAUAACCCAAAUACAAUUCUCAAACCUUUUUCUCAGGGUUAUUUCGCCCUGCCUGGGAUGGACCUUUUUGUGCUGCUGGACAUUCUGCUAGACAUUGUCUCUCCCUAGUGGCAAAAUGAGUACUUUGCACCAGUCCUUUUAUACUGAACAAAAAUAUAAACGCAACAUGUAAAGUGUUAGUCUCAUGUUUCAUGAGCUGAAAAAAAAAAUCCCUAAAAUGUUCCAUACGCACAAAAAAAAAAUCUCUAAAAAGAAAAUAAGCACACAUUUCUUUACAUCCCUGUUAGUGAGCAUUUCUCCUUUGCCAAGAUAAUCCAUCCACCUGACAGGUAUGGCAUAUCAGGAAGCUGAUUAAACAGCAUGAUCAUUACACAGGUACACCUUGUGCUGGGGACAAAAGGCCACUCUAAAAUGUGCAAUUUUGUAACACAGCACAAUGCAACAGAUGUCUCAAGUUUUGAGGGAGCCUGCGAGUGGCAUGCUGACUGCAGGAAUGUCCAACAGAGCUGUCUGUAAUAAAGCCCUUUUGUAGGGAAAACCCUAUUCUGAUUGGCUGGGCCAGUGGGCCCCUGCCCAGUCAUGUGAAAUCCAUCGAUUAGGGCUUAAUUUAUUUAUUUCAAUUGACUGAUUUCCUUCUAUAAACUAUAACUUAGUAAAAUCUUUGAACUUGUUGCGGUACCCACUGUAUGUCUGUCAAUAGAGAAGGUCUACACUGUGGAAAAACUAAUGCACUCACACAGACAGGCCUAUGCAAAAAUAUCCAAUGAUAAAGUUAGUUGCAGAUGCACUUCCUAGAUUUUUGUACGAGAUGUUCAUAUGAGGUAAUAAAAUCGAGGUUUAAUCAUUUUCAGUGUUCAUACUAGCACAGACCUUGGCCUUUGACGGUCCCGUUCAACCGUUUGCCGAAUCGGAACUAAACAUUAUUUGAACGUGCGGAUCGGUCAGGAACGUUGACGUUAAAAGUGUGCUUUUCCUGUGUUGGAAAUGUAGUUUUCUCGCUUCCACCAUUACGUUCUUCCGAAUAAUGGCGACACCUGCAUUGCACAACAUCUCCCAGUAUGCAGCUGGUUGUCGCUCCCAUCGGUUGGGGAGAGUCAGCAGCACACGAGGACUUGCUGGGAGUGCUGAGUCUAAUCUUGCUUUCGUGUAUCCCUUUACCGAGAGAAACCGGCUGUUUUAUUUUAAGUAAAUCAAGCACAUAUUAGACAUUAGCGAGGGAGUUUUAUCAAUUUUAUCGGGUGACUUCAACAACGGGUUAAUAAUAGGUGCGGACACAAGCCAGUUCAGCAACUGCGUAACGCAAGUCUUUAUCCACAGUAGUGAACAUUUAGCAAAGACCCACGAUGGACCCGAGAGACGCUGCCCCUGAUUCCUGGGAACAAGAGGAUGAUGUUGAGGCCCCGGUCGACGGGAAACUCGAUUCCGAAUUCGCUGCCCUCAACGUGAAUGCCAAACCGUUUGUCCCCAACAUAAAUGCUGUCGAAUUUGUCCCGUCCUUCUUUCAGAAAGGCCCCUCGGAAGAUCCUGAUUCCGGUGGUAAGUUCGCGGUCACUCACGUUUGCGUUUGGCUAGCUUGCUAGCAAGAUAACUUAGUUAGCUAACUAGCUCCGCAACACACAUGCUUAUACACUUUAGAGACCGCGUAAAGUAGCUAGUUAACGUUAAAGGCAAGCAUUAGUUACCAAAUUAACGUUAUUUAUCUAGACUAGUUAACUAGUAACCGAGUUUUUUUUAGUUAGCUACUGUAGCUAAGCUAUAUUCGGUAGUUAAUGGUUGGAUUAUUAAUGGCUUGUUUGUAGCUAAUAUUUUCGGUAGGUUUUAGCCAGCGUUAACUUUCUAAGCACUACUUAGAAGCUAUUUGCCGGUUAGCUAAUUUAGCUUGAUUUUAGCCAACUGUCGACGACAGUGUCUGCACUAAUUAGAUGGCUAGUUAGCUAAUGUUAACCAUAUGAGGUUUUGGACAUUCGAGGUUUUAGUUAACGUUAGCUAGCUAGUCUCUACCUAGUUAUCAUUUUACCAACUGUUAGUUACUGGCAUAACUAAGUGAACGUUAGUUAGCCAAUCCUAUGUCAGUCGUGUGACAAUUGUACGUGUACGUAACGAUAGUCUGUUUUUUGGGGGACGGUUUUGUCUUUCCAUCUACGUGGGCUUUGUAGUCAGAAAUGGCUAGCUAAGACAUUCUUGGGCAAUUCUGCUUUUUUUUGUCUAUACCCUUACCACAAUGUAAGUUAGGAAUUUCAAGCCAUGUACCUAGCUACUGUAGAUAGUUAACUAGUCAUUAUUUGAACGGGUACAACCUUGCCCCGCAUAAAUCGCAAGACAUUACAACUUGUUGAGGAACUGGUAACUAGUGUUGUCAUUAUUGGUGUGACGUGGAUGAUCUUAACUAUGUACAGUCCAUAAGUGGAAGACAAACUUGUGAACAAUGUGUCCCAUUUGAGCAGACCAAGAAAGCAGAAAUAACUAUAGUCAGAGCCAUUCAUACAUGUAAGUCUAGCUAGCUAUUUACAUAUAUAUGUUAUGUAUCUACAGUCUUGCCCAGAUCAAAAGCCAUCUCAACUGAUUUGUUUUACUUUUGAUGUAAUGAAAAUGAGCUGUGGCAUAUUUUGGUCAGUUCUGUCUUUUGCCAAAUCCAAUAUGGAGGGGAAUAUGUAAGGUGCCUUGAAACCUAAAUGACCAUACUCUCUAGAAAAGCCCUUAGGUUGUGGUGGUUAUGGAUGAUCUAUUAGGCAAUACUAACUUGUAAUUCAUGAGGGGAUUCAAAUCUAGCUAUUUUCGCAGUCUGAUAUUUUUGACCUAAGGCAGAGUUUUCUUAUCCUUUAACCUUAGCUUACCGUUAACCUGCUGAACACAUCUGUGCAGGCUUUCUGCUGUUGAUGGACAUCACCAAUGUGUGUUUAUACUAAAGGUGUUCAACAGCUCUUGAGGAAAAUGGCAGUCCAGUAAAAGUAUAGUAAACAUCAAGCUGUUGGUGGGUUAAGCUCUUCCAGUGGAGUGUUGUUGGGUAUAGAUAGGUUAGCUGACAAUGUCACAAACGGUUGAUGCUUCAAUGGGGCAGAAGUCAGAUGUUGUGAUUCUGGAUGGCCAGAUAGCUACCAACAAUGACAAGAAAUUGCCAUGUGGGGAAUCGUGACUAGUGUUUGCUAGUUGCAUCUUGUUCUUGAUACCAUGUCUUGUUUUCAGGUGUUUUAAUUGAUUUAAUGUUAAUGCUAAAAUUAGCUAACUAACAACCGUAACAAUGUAUUUGAAACCACAAGUGCUCAUUGUGCAAAUUUGUUUUCAAUAAACAUUGGAGAAAUAUAGUUUGCAUGUUGUCAACAAUCUAAGUCAACCCCGUAUGUUUUGCCCCAUAGUUGCGCAGGCUUUGGUUGUUGCUAAACAACCAACCUGUCUAUAGUACAUAUUGAGAACCAGAUAACUGGGGGAACUGGUGUUGCAGUUUGUAAUGACCUUGAUUGGCCUCAUAAGAACUGUAUUAGUUGUGACCGUUGUGGUAGACUGGAAGAGCACUGGUCGGUAGAUUUCACACCAAUCCCACCUUACAUUUUAUUUGAUGAAAAACAUGUGAUGAAAGGAGCUUUAAUGUGAAUAAGCUCUACUUCUUUCAGCGGACGUUCAACCAGUUGUUGCCACCAUGGAAGCCGCAAAAACUGCCGCAAAAACUGCAGGUAUGUAUACGUGUGUGUUUUACACCUGUGGUCAUUUUGCUCUGUUGUCCAGCAUUGUCCUUGAAUAGCCUAGCUGGCCUCACAAUCUAUGGGCCUGGCCUCUAACAAAGUCCUCCAUAAGACCUGUCAACCCACUGUUCAGUGUCAACCAAAACGACUGUGUCACUGGUAAGAAUCACUAAUUGAUGAUUGUGGCCCUACAUUUUCUCAAUUGUAGUCAAUGUUCUGACAUGUUUCUAGUGUGGUCCUCUGUAGCUCAAUUGGUAGAGCAUGGCGCUUGUAACGCCAGGGUAGUGGGUUCGAUCCCCGGGACCACCCAUAUGUAAAAAUGUAUGCGCACAUGACUGUAAGUUGCUUUGGAUAAAAGCGUCUGAUAAAUGGCAUAUUAUAUUAUAGUACAGCUUCUAGAACAUUUUUUGUGCACAUUCAUUGUUGACGUGGAAGGGUUGUGUAUGUCAGCUAUUUUUGACCGCUGUGUGUCCCUUCUCGUCUCAUGCGUAAGUGACCGCCAUUUAACUAGCUAAUGUCUUGUUACAUUAUAUUUAGACAAGACCCCACCCUCUCUAUAAUAAGUACAAACUAAGGUGUGUUGUGAAUCCUGUGAGGGUGCUGUACUGUGUCAUAAUAAACAGAUUGGUGAGCUGGCUAGCUCUGUCUGCGCCCAUAGCUUUGGUGCAGACAAAGACCAAACUUGAUGUCUGGUGUGGAAACUUGCUGCCUUAUUCCAAUCGAAGUGGCUGAAGUUCCUAAUUUUCUCGAACCCGGAAGUUUUUGACUAGAGAUUUCUGCGCGUGUGCAGGAUCCGCUGCGUGCUUCCCCCUCCGAGUCCUUCGAGCUGCUGCUCAGUGCUCGCUCACUCCGUGACUCCGCUGCCAGGUGUUGAGCUUGAUGCUCCUUUCCAAUAAAUAUUGAGGGUCUUAUUCUGGUGACAUGAUAAUCGCUGCUUGGCUGCUGUUUGACAAAUGUAAAUGAUCUUGCUCUUUUGUCCAUAAUAAUAAAUAUCAUGUAGGCUAUACGUACACUCUGGCCAUCAGCCCGCACGUGCCAAUUCCAGAGUUGGUACACACACAUAUAACGCAAUUUUUUGUGUGAGAAAACAUCUGUUGAAAAUGUGACUGAAACCCAUUUAACUUGUAUUUGGACAUGGGGAAUUUAACCGCAAAAGGUAUUUUUAUGUGCACUACGUCAUCACACACAGCCUUUUAUCUGCAACAUGUACAUUUGAUGGAAACACAUAUGUGGUGGGAAAAUGCGCAUGUUGUUUUUAUACAGAUUUUAGAAUAUUACCAUGAAAAUCUGUCGCCAAUUGGAUGGUAAUCUAGCUAGUGAGCCAAUUUUAGAGCAGAUGGUGUUAAACUGUAGCAUAGCCUACCUGUGUUUUUAGUUUCAAUCAAAGCCCAUAUUUUGCCUAGUGGUGUGCAAUGUUGAGUUUUGGAUGAGAGCGAGAAAUAAGACCAUUUGCACAAUCAUCCUAAAAUCUCAUUUAAAAAAAUAAAGUGGUGUUUUUUGUCUUACAGUAAUGUUAUACUAGCUAUUAAUUCUGUUAUGUAGAAUAAUAUUGUGAUCUAGCAGACAUUUAUUCAGCUUUGAUCUAAUUUUAUUGAACAAGCACCAUUCGUCAAAGUAGCUUGUUCUCUAUGAGUAGAGCAGAGACUGUGCAGGGUAAAGUAGAGAAUCCGGCAUAUGCGCAGAAGCUUCGGGACCUUUCGCUUUUGGGAAGAGGGGUCCAGAAUGAUCCACAGCCACUCCAUUCAGUUAGUCUGAAUUUUCCUGUGACUGGCAAAAUGACUUCAGCCUUCCUUACGGUUGAGGUCUUACAUAAUUUACAUUAGGCUAAAAGUUGUGAAUGUGCAGGAUUGAAGAAGGCUUGAAGUCAGCCAAAUAUUUCUGGGCCCAGGCAGCCUUGGAGCACUCACUGUCCCCACUAACCCAUAUUCUACUACACCUGUGUUUCCUGGUCCUGGGGACCCAAAGGGGUACACAUUUGUUUUUUUCCCUUGGCACCACACACCUGAUUCCACUAAUGUACUAAUUUUACCUUUGAUAAGUGGAAUCAGGUUUGUAGGACAAGGGCAAAACAAUUUGGACCCAUUUGGGUCCCCAGGACCAGGAUUAAGAAACGCUACUGAUUUCACUCUCAUAGUUGGAAUGAUGAGCCAUGCUCUACAACUGUCAACAUGGUCUGUCAUCACUACCACGGUCUUUAAAGCCUAUAGGGUGCUGAAUGGUUACACUUUAUUUCAGGUGUCAAACUGCUAUUUCUGGAAAUCAAAGAAGGGACAUUUGUUAACACUGUUAUUGGAAUGAACUCGAUGACCUUAAGCUCUAACUUUCUAUAGAUUUGGCAUUUGGUAGUUUUGGACAGUAAAACCUGUUGUCAUAACUGAUGCCAAAGGUUUUGCUGUAGUAAACAUUAACAAGCUGUCUCGUAGAACAAUACCCUCAGGCCUAAUUAAUUGGCUCUAACUGUACUGUAUGAGUACUCUGCAUCAUUGGCAGCCUGUAGUGUAGCCCUAGUUAGGUUUUCCCCUUUGAUUAUGAAAUCUUAUGUCAAUCUAAUUACAUCUCUUUUAUCUACCAAAACAUUUGUAGAGAAACAUUUUAUAAUUUACCAAAUUCUUAGCUACGGUGGUAGGCUUUUUCACAUCAGACACCUGAGACUAGAGGGAUCAAGUUUCAAACUCAAAUCAUGAUUACUUAUUCCACGCCACUAAUGCUCUGUUCGGUUUGUCCCUGACCAGCCCCGGUGGAGAAUGGCGACUCUGAAAUGACCACAGAGGAGUCGUGGGACCUGAAAGGGGCGGAGCCCAAUGAGGAAGAACCAGGAGGAGGGCCUGGUGGCGACGGGGGACCAAUAGUUGUCGAGGAGAUUCUGGAGGAGGAAGUCAUGGAGGAGGAGGAGGAGGAGGAGGAAGAAGUGCCAAUCAUGCCUAAAGUGGUUGCCCUCCCACCAGACGCGCCCAAGAAGGAACAUGUGAACGUGGUGUUCAUCGGUCAUGUUGGUGAGUGGGGGCACAUCUGCUUCUUUCUUGUCCCUCUUUUUCAUGACUAUUGCAGUGGUUUCACCUACUAUCAUUUAGGUGUGUGGGUCAUGUCUGCAUUGCUCUGUUGCUAUUUCUUGGGGUUUCAUUUGAUUCAAUAGAAAAUGUUUGUUGGCAGCCCUAUAUAACAUCGAUGGUGUAUAGUUGUGCCACUGUCACACCUGGAUGCUGAUGGUGGUCUCUGACAAAGAAACAUAUCCAGGGGAAAUUAUGCUUUUGCAUUAAUAGGAAUAGAAAAAAAACUGGCAAUGUUUUGUAUUUCUUUUCAUUUAAUCAGCCCCGUUACAAGGCUAGACGAGCAACAUGCCAUUUCUAUCUGCUCUCACCCCUCCCUGUUGUCCCUCAUCUCUCCCUAGAUGCUGGCAAAUCUACCAUCGGAGGACAGAUCAUGUGAGGAUCUUUCUGUUGUGCUUAUAUUUUUCCUUUUCACUCGUGAUUCGUUCAGUCCAAUGGGGGCUUUUAACACCUGUUGCAUUUCUCACCACCCCUCCACUCUUCUUCCCUCCUUCCCCCUCUCUUCCUCGCUCCCUCUGGUUAUCCCCUUCUUCACUGGUAGGUAUUUAACGGGUAUGGUGGAGAAGAGAACUCUGGAGAAGUAUGAAAGAGAAGCCAAGGAGAAGAACAGGGAAACCUGGUGAGUUACACGCUCUGCUUUUACCAGGGUCUACUGCAAAAAAUACAUUAAAUGGCAUGACUAAAGCCUGUCAGUAUAAAAAAGGUUUAACUCUCUCUCUCCCUCUGUCUGCCAGGUACCUCUCCUGGGCUCUGGACACUAACCAGGAGGAGCGAGACAAGGGGAAGACUGUGGAGGUGGGCCGAGCGUACUUUGAAACUGAGAAAAAGCACUUUACCAUCCUGGAUGCGCCAGGCCACAAAAGCUUUGUGCCCAACAUGAUCGGAGGAGCUUCGCAAGCUGACCUGGCUGUACUGGUAAGUCCAUUAGGUCACGCUUUUGUUUUUCUUGGUAGGAGGAAAAGGCCCCUGAAUAACUUGUUGCUGCAAAUACCAAAAUAUCCAGUUAUUGAGAGACAAAUAUCUCUUUUUAAAUGGUAAAUAUAAAGAUUAUAAAAAUAAUGAUUUUACAUUUAAGAAUGAACAAUGAUAAAUAUUUGUUUACUUGAUCGUAAAACACAUGGUUUUGAAAUCCACACAGCAAUGUCAUGGUUCCUUGAAUGAUUUUCAAUGUGUAUUUCUCCUCCCUAGGUGAUCUCGGCCAGGAAGGGAGAGUUUGAGACGGGCUUUGAGAAGGGUGGACAGACACGGGAGCACGCCAUGUUGGCCAAAACGGCGGGGGUGAAGCAUCUGAUCAUCCUCGUCAACAAAAUGGACGACCCCACAGUGAACUGGAGCCUAGAGAGGUGCGCAAUUACCACUUAGAGCACAGAAAUCACAUCAGGCUACAGGAAACUGGUAGUCAUGAGUGCUUGCUUCAGUUUGUAGAUAAACAUGAAGACACCCAUUACUGUCAAGAUGAUAUGAUAGUCAUAGCCAAGGGUGAAAUCCUAUGUUGAUGUAGGGUAUUUGUAGAACCUUAACAGAAAUCAUACAUACAUUGACGUCAUUACAAGAUUUGAUCGAGAGUUGAACAUUUUAUUCUCAUGAAUCUGAAAUCCAGCUCAACCCACAAUUUAUUUCAUGUCUAACCUGAAACCUCAGGUACGAAGAAUGCAAGGAGAAACUAGUGCCAUUUUUAAAGAAGGUUGGCUUCAACCCCAAGAAAGACAUUCACUUCAUGCCCUGCUCCGGCCUCACAGGAGCCAACCUCAAGGAGCCUGUUGAGUCGUGCACUUGGUAUACGUGAGUAUCACCAGCUUUUACACUGCAGUUCCUGGGCUGUGUUCACUAGGUACGAAACUGAAGAAAACAGUCCAAAAUAGGGAAGGUACUAUCUGUUCUUGUCCAUUUAAGAAACGCUCCUUCUCUGUUAACGAAGCGACACCAAAGGUACUAUAACUUUCCGGUGUGAAUGGAUUGAAUAUUCUCCUGACACUACUGUCCUGACCUGUUUUCUCUUCCCUGUCGGUCUUCCAGAGGGUUACCAUUCAUUCCACAUCUGGACAGUUUGCCAAACUUAAACAGAGCGAGCGACGGACCAGUCAGAUUACCCAUCGUAGACAAAUACAAGGUGAAGAUGACCACAUUAUGAAACCUUUCUAUUUUUAUUCUAUUGCGAUAAAUAUGGCAACCAACUCAUUAUAUUUAAGUGUUUAUUUAUAUAUGGUUGUCCUUUACAUGACAGUAUUUUGAUGGUCAACAACUGUACUGAGCCAUGUCAUUCGUACUGCCCACAUCAGCAGCAACACUGUUUACACUGUACAUGUAACAUCCUAUUUCCUGGUAAUAAAAAGCCUAUUAAACCACACUAGUUUUAAUGCCUCUCACACCACUGUAGCACAGCUUUUCUGACCUGGGUUACUCAAUCUCGCCUCUUUCUACUGUUGAUCCCCACCCUAUAGGACAUGGGUACUGUUAUCCUGGGGAAACUGGAGUCGGGGUCCAUCAGUAAAGCACAGCAGCUUGUCAUGAUGCCAAACAGGGUAAGACGUUCCCCAGCUGCCUGCCAUGGAACAUCCAACGCCCAUCAGAGCAUUAGAGCUAUAGCUAAUCAUAGCCAAUGGGCAGGCAAGUAUCUUAAGCCAGAGUUGUUUAGUCGUAGGUCUUUUUUUUUCCCUCGUAUUUUUCAUUUUACUCUGUGCCACACAGCAUCUCCCUCUUUGUUGUUUUUAUACUGUAAAGGUGUUCCCUCCAUCUCUUAUGAACGUUUGUUAAUGGCUUCUUAUCUCUUCCAUCCCGCCCCCCUUCCUCCUCUAACCCCUCCCUCCAUCCCUCCCUGCAGCACACGGUGGAGGUGUUGAGCCUGCUGAGUGAUGACGUGGAGACAGAUGAUGCUGCUCCUGGAGAGAACUUGAAGCUGAGACUGAAGGGCAUUGAGGAGGAGGAGAUCCUGCCGGGCUUCAUCCUCUGUAACGCUGAGAACCUCUGCCACUCUGGACGCACCUUUGACGCCCAGGUACGCCAGUCACCACGGAUACUAAGACGGUUGGAGUUGGACCCUAGUCCUGUUUGAAUGUUGCCCUAAUGGCAAACAUAUUGGAUUUGUUGGUGUUUGUUUUUACUCAGUAUUGUGUCGUGUGUUUCGCUCAGAUUGUCAUCAUUGAACACAAGUCCAUUAUCUGCCCUGGUUACAAUGCAGUCCUCCACAUCCACACCUGCAUCGAAGAAGUGCAAAUUACGGUAAAGAUACUGUCAUAAUGCCAUAACAUAAACCUACAGAAGGAACCAUCUUCAUUUUGAAUCUGCAAUGUAUUCCCUUUGAACUGCACCUGACAAAUAGUGUUUUAAAGACAUGCCAGUAUAGUUAGUGAUGGUUCCUCUCAACCUCUAGGCCUUAAUCUGUCUGGUAGACAAGAAGUCUGGAGAGAAAAGUAAGACGCGACCGCGCUUCGUGAAACAGGACCAGGUGUGCAUCGCCCGUCUGCGCACCGCCGGAACCAUCUGCCUUGAGACCUUCAAAGACUUCCCCCAGAUGGGACGGUUCACCCUACGGGAUGAAGGUACGGGGCUCUGCCAUCACUGGGACUGUUAGUACGCGGCAGGUAGCCUAGUGUUGGGACAGUAAACGGAAGGUCGCUGGUUUGAAUCCCCAAGCUGACUACUUGAAAAAUCUGUCUGUGCCCUUGAGCAAGGCACUUUACCCUAAUUACUUAUGUAAGUCGCUCUGGAUAAGAGCGUCUGCUGAAUGACGAAAGUGUAUAUGUAAAAUGUUAGUAGUCCCUAAAUGGCCAUGCUGGAAGGAACAAUGGUUUAAAUGUAGUCCAAACUGAAACCAAGGUUAGUCUGUUAGUGGUUGAGUUGCAUUCGUGGUGAAAAAGUACUGUUGGGUAGAGGGGAUGGGUCAUUCAUUGGGACCCUAAAGAGGGAGAAAGUCUGUAGGAGGAUGUCGGAGAGUGGAGGGGCUCCACUUAUGACGUUUUGAUUUUAAUUUAAAACUAGCCCAUUGGACAUGAGUAGACGGGCCUUGCUGUUAACCUGUGUCUCUGUGUCCUCUCCCCAGGUAAAACCAUUGCCAUCGGUAAGGUGUUGAAGCUCGUUGCUGAGAGGGACUGAAGCGGUUGCAUGGGAGUACCGAUCACAGUCCGGCGCCAUGGUGGGGUGGGGGGGGAAGAGUGGGGUCAGGGGUCAUCGAUGGGAACACGGCAGGCGGUGACGGCCACUCUGCUCGCGCCCCUCUUCUCUCCCCCUCGACCUGUCGAAGAUCAGCUUAAAAAAACUUCUCUGAAAAAGAAACCUGUUUUUAAGCAAAUGAAAAACGAAUUCAAGUACACACAAGUCAGCUUUCUCAUAUUGAGAGCUCAGCUAUGCCAUUUUUGGGUUAGGCCCCUCCCC
Molecule: messenger RNA, 33715 nt
Organism: Coregonus sp. 'balchen'
Lineage: Eukaryota; Metazoa; Chordata; Actinopteri; Salmoniformes; Salmonidae
Source: the annotation of a GenBank genome assembly